UAGAAUUACGCUUUCGUUCCGACCAAUUGCAGAUCGGGAAGCCUGGCGCUGAUAGUUUGAAUCGUACUUCUGGCUCUGGGGAUGAGGGUUGAUGGUAGCUGUAGUAGUAUGGAUUGUGGUAGAGCAUAUAAGAGUAGACGGAAUGAGAAGCAACAGCCCAACAGCAAGGUAAGAGGCACCUGUGUGGUUGUCUGGGAUGACCGUUUUGAGUCAGACUUCUUUGUUUGUCUGGACAAAAAUGAGAAGAUCUUUCAAGCUCGUAUGAGACAGAUUCUUGAAAAGUACAACAAACCCUUUGAAGAAGACGUGCUUGUGGAUAUUAAAAGCCUCGCAUACAUCACUCCAAAUAAAUUGCUAUCUCAGAAUUUUGAUUCAAAGGCAAGUUGCACACAAAGAACACAUCCAGGCAGAAAGGAGCAAAAGUCUAAAGCAGCAGUAAGUGUGUGCAGCGAGACAUUCCUCUAUGAUGGUGUAUAUCACGCUGAUGGCAACAAUGACUCCCAGCUGGAAAAGGAAUCUGAUGAUACAGUCUGCAAUGAGACGUUUAUCAUCUCUGAAGGAAAUGCAAGUGGAUGCCAUUUGGAAGAUCCAUGCAACUCACAGCUGGUUGAAUUUAAGGGUUCAUCUCCUUUAAAGCAUCUUUCAGAAAUGAGGCAUGGGAAGACAUAUGCUGCAAAUGUGGAUAUAAUUGUCCAGACAAAUGAAACUUCGAUUCCUAAAGCAUUUGCUGUUCAGUGCACAGAAGAAAAUUCAUUUUCUUAUAAAGUCUCUCCACUGAAAUAUGGAAGGAAGACUUUUGACCACGGCCAUACAGCAGAUAUUUCUCUGCAAUAUCUCAGUGCCAGAACUGCACACUGUAAUGCUUCUCCUAUAAAAGUGUCUAUUUCCUCUCAUCUAAAAAGUUUUUUUGGAAGGCACCACAGAGAUGUGUCCACAGUGGCUGGCCAUCAGACUUUGAAACUUUUGAAAAAUGAACCAGAUGAGUAUAACUUUGGUGACGACGAGGAUUCAGAUUCCCCAGACCCAUUAGAUGUUAGCCUGGCUGAUUACUACCCAAGUAUGAUUGUUUGCCUCAGUCGACUCAUGGAAAUCCCUUGCAAACAGCAAGCAGCUGCAAACAUAAUUAAACACUACAGACGUCGCCUUUGGUGUUCCAGUAAAAACAGACCUGAUAUGAAGAAAGCCAAGAAACAAAUUUGCAAAUCAGCUAAUACUAAACUGGUUUCCAGCUCAAAACCUAAGUCGGUGAAAACAUCCAACACAUUUCUAACUGAAACUGAUAAAAUCAUUACUUGUCGACAUAAAGAUUUUGAGGAAUCUGGCAUAAUUGAAUAUAAAGAGAGAAGAAGACCAUUUCAUUCCAUGUCAAGCCAUAAAGCCACAUUACCAGUUGCAGAACAAAUGUCAUUUUUAACAAACACAGUUUUACUUCCCAAAGAAAAGCCCCUCCCAGACAAGUUUUUCAUUCCACAUUUUAAAAAUGCCUCUUUGCCACCUAAAUAUGAAGUCCCAAAUUGUGUUCAUGGGGACACCAAACUCCUAAGCAAACUGACAUCAAAUCAAUUGGCCGUGGCUUUGCUGAAUCAGAAGCAAUUGAAGUAUGAUGCAUUUGUGCCAAAGGAUUCACCAAACAAGUUUCAGAUAAAAGCACCUCAGAGAAGUGUUCCUUCAUUAAGAAGACGGCACUCUUUUUCAACACUCCCUGAUAAAAGCCAGAGCACAUACGAUGGUGCCUUUGAAACACUAUAUAAGAAACUGCUUUCAGAGGGUUCCCAUCAGAGGUCUUUACCCCCAAAUACCCAAUAUCCAUUAUCAGAUACAGUAAAUGCUCUUAUAAAUUCGCCAAUAUUAAAUAAAGGUAAAAGACCAGCAAGUGAAGAUCUGCCAUUUUCAAAGUUCAAGAGACACAGGAGUGCAACUGAAACUUUUGUACUUGACACUUCAAACCCAAAGACAAAUGCUUUACCUUCUCAGAUGAAAAUUGGUGGAUCAGAUUUAUGGCAUGGCAGUAGUUCUCAAAGGUGGAAUCCAAAAGAACAUCCUAGCCAGCCAGUUCUCUCACUAUUCCGGAGUCCAAGGUCUUCAGGUUCAUUGUCUACCUGGCUCUAUAGUAGAAGUCCAAAAAGUGUAGAAACAUUCAGCCUGCCUUCUACAACUGUGAAGAGAGCAAGUUCCAGGAAGCUGAACUAUAAUUAAAAUUCUGAAUGAGCUGCUGAGAACUGCAAGACUACAAUGUGACGUGAACAGUUCUUGGAGAGAGAUUUAUUUUCUAUUCUCCAACUGUAUUUUAUUCUGUCCAAAAAUAGCUUCUUAUCAAUGUUCAAGUAAUUGUAACUCUCUUAUGACUUAUGUGUAUUAUAGUCUGUGAUUUUAAUUACAGCUUAUGUCGAUUAAAAGUAUACAGUGCUGGUCUAUACGUGUGUCCUAAGUUCUCCCAGAAGUGGAGG
This is a messenger RNA of Xenopus tropicalis (tropical clawed frog), 2447 nucleotides long. RefSeq lists its product as uncharacterized. The coding region runs from base 82 to 2196 and encodes 704 amino acids. Lineage: Eukaryota; Metazoa; Chordata; Amphibia; Anura; Pipidae. The record is from RefSeq and is a predicted model, not a curated record. The transcript has 14 exons.